This is a messenger RNA of Diaporthe batatas, 2795 nucleotides long. RefSeq lists its product as uncharacterized. The transcript has 4 exons. The record is from RefSeq and is a predicted model, not a curated record. Lineage: Eukaryota; Fungi; Ascomycota; Sordariomycetes; Diaporthales; Diaporthaceae. Bases 1 to 2481 code for a protein of 826 amino acids.
AUGGAUCUUCGGCGUGAUCACAGAUUCAACCCCUUCUCGCCCUCGCCUGAGCACCAGGCCAUCCUGGAGUCAGCACCAGACAUGGAUCUGGAUGGUGUGGAUUACAGUGACCCCUCGACCAUCGCAAGGCUCACAGGUAUGCCUGCUCCGCCGACAAUGGAGCCUGCCGACCUCCAGCGGCAGGCCAGAGGCAUGUCAGAGGACAUCUUCCACAAUCAUGGCUUGCUCCAGGAGAUCCUCUAUCGCCACGAGGCGACCAUCCAAAAGCGGUGGUCCAAGAAGACUCGGCCGCAGAAACUCAAGAUCCUCCUCGAUGCCUGGCCUAACAUGGCAGUUGACCACCGUCCUGACUUCCAAACCUUUCGCAACAAGCAACAGUAUGUGCGUCUCUCCGGGACCAGCCUCCGGGAGCACUUCGUGUGGCCGUAUAUCAAUCAGGAAGACCUCGCCAAGCCCAAAACGCUGUUGCUCCUGCUCAACUCGCGAGGGCGCCAACCCCCUUCGGACUUUGCCGCCGCUGACAUCGAGUCGAUGCAUCUUGGCAUAGUCACUUUUGCAAUCCGUCCCGUCUUCCUCAACUGUUAUGUUCUUGUGCUUAACGGCGCUACUAAUCCAGCCGAGUACGGCAAGCUGCUGGCGUGGGACGACCACCCCGAAGCCUUCGACUGGAUGCACACGAGAAAGCAGUUCCUUCCCGGAGAAGGCCUGCUAGUUCUCGAAGCGCAACAGCGCCUCAUGAAGUUCCUCGUCAAGUGCUGCCAAAGCAUUCUCCAUGACAUUCCGGCCGAUGACCUGGUCAGCGCCGCUUACCCUGUCCUGCCUGAGCCAACCCUCAAGACCGAGGGAGAAACCAAUGGCUUCGAAGCCCUCACUGUCAUGGCCGCGGAAGCGCCUUAUCGUGUACCGGCGCGCCUCGACUAUAGUCGCCUCACGUCUCUCCUUGACGCCAAAGCAUCCGCAGCCGAAGAUCACCUUUGGGCAUUGCGUGAAGACCCAUCCUAUUUCACCGAGACCCUUCUCGACUGGAGGGACCACCGGCAGGAGAUGCUUCCAGAUUUGAACGGGGACGCGCAUCCUGUCACAUCCAGAGUUCGUAGCAACACACUAUGGACUCGUGUAAUAGGCACAGCCCUUUCCGAAGCCUAUCUACAGCUUGAGGUGUUUACGGAGCUUAGCCGCCAGGCGCGCGGUUUGCAAUCACUCCAAGCCAAGUAUGCGACAGUCAUUUCACCGUCCAAGGACCUUCCGGGAGAGUAUCUGGGAGCGCUCCUGAAGUUUCGCUAUUACCUCGAACAAACGGCAAAGGGGCCCUUGAACCAUCUGAAGCAACCACCCCCCGACACCGUCACUCCCAUGAUAGCAAUCAUGUCCAGGCCCAGCGUGAAAAUGAACAAGACAGAGGAGCAUGUACUUUGGUUGCUACGCACGCUAUGGGAAGACGACCACAACUUAUUCUUGGUUCGCUUUACAAUCAUCAUGGACGAGCUGGACCGUCUUAUCAACUCCGAGCCCACGGCCAAGGAAAUGAUCGCCGCUCAUGUUGCCUCGACCAUCGCAGACCUCUCAAUCAUCGCGCAAUGUAUGCAUCAGCUUGAGCUGUACCAGCCUUGGGCGAAUGGCUUUGAAACUCAAGACUUGGAGUACAGUGAACGCCACAAGAAAGCAUAUUCUGAGCAGAGCACGAAUUGGUCAGCUCUGGUCGUCGCUUUUCGCACUGAGCGAAGUGCCAACGCUGACAAGAUUGUCCAGCUUGGAAAUCCAAGCGGCGGGCGCUUCGAUUAUCCUGUAGGCAAGCGCCGGACGUUGCAGAAUGUCGACAAGAUGCGGCAGGCGGAGGCGGACCUGGAUGCUUUCUGGGAGAACAUUGAUACCCUCAUGAACAAGAGAGGCACGCGGGUGGAGGGCACAGCAGUUGGGAAGCUCCUCUCACAAGGUCGUGUGCUACAGCGAACGCCAGAAUGGGUCGAGCCACCCAAAGCUGAAAAUCCGGCGGUUUCCAAGGCCAGUUCCGAAGCCGAAGUCGACAUGCUGUUGACGCGGCCGUUCUCGACCUUCUAUUCUAGAACAGAGCCCAACAGGCCGGUGGUGCACCCCCAGACCUCCAAGAAAGUCAAGACCCACGGCACACCAAACGCUGCCUCUUCAAGAGAGGAAGAACAGGGCAACCAGGCCGACACCAUCUCGGACCAGCAGCCGACCUUUGAGGUCGAUGCGCGUGCCUUCAAGACCUUCCGCACGCUCUUUUACAACCCCAAAGUGACGUCCACGCCGGGCGAGAUACCUUGGACCGACUUCCUGCACGCGCUCGCAUCGACGGGGUUUGUUGCCGAAAAACUGUAUGGCUCGGUGUGGCAGUUCCGCCCAACGAGGCUUGACGUGGAAAGGAGCAUCCAAUUUCAUGAGCCUCACCCGCGCGGUAGGAUACCUUUCACCGUGGCCAGGCGGCACGGACGAAGACUUUCCAGGACCUAUAGGUGGUAGCAUGUUUGUACUAAAGAAGUGAGGAGGCACGUGUGGUCUUUGGAUCAAAAGAGGCCGAGUCAGGCUGUAGUCUUGUGCCUACGCAACAAUCCUUGUUAUGAGACUUUGGCAUGCCCAAGAAUGCGGUACUUGAGUCCAAGGCCCCGAUGGUCUUCAUUUCUUUUUUUCUAGGGGGGGUAUUUAUUUUCCAGUCCCUUGCCGAGGAGGCUAAUGCGAGAGUGCGAGGUACAUCGUGUAUUCAGGAAAGGCUUUAGUGUGGGAAUCACUUUGGAGGAAUCUUCCCUCCAAGAUCAACACAUCAACACAUGUAUCGG